Molecule: messenger RNA, 1472 nt
Organism: Drosophila subobscura
Lineage: Eukaryota; Metazoa; Arthropoda; Insecta; Diptera; Drosophilidae
Gene: Mpcp2
Product: phosphate carrier protein, mitochondrial
Exons: 4
Coding region: 170-1249 (359 amino acids)
Biological process (GO): mitochondrial phosphate ion transmembrane transport
Cellular component (GO): mitochondrial inner membrane
Molecular function (GO): phosphate transmembrane transporter activity
Source: RefSeq, a predicted model, not a curated record
CCAAUGGGAAAUAUAAUUAAUCAAAAUAAAAAACCAUCUCGGCGGUCACACUACUCGACGGAAAGAUAAUUUGGGCGGUCACUCUAAAAAAUCCACGGGCCGAAAACGCUGCUGACGAAUUCUCACCUCUCGCCGCAGCUGCAAUCCAACAACAAAAAGAGCUACAACCAUGUUCUCGUCCUUUUUUGAGACUGCCAAGAACUCUCCGUUCCGCAGCCCCUUGGGCCGCGUCCAGUGCGAGGGUGCGCCCGCUGUGACCUGUUCCCAGGAUCUUGAACUGGAGCCGGUGCAUGGCCGUCAGAUCAGUGCAGCUGCCGCCACCGUCGAUUCGUGCGAGUUCGGAAGCAACAAAUACUUUGCCCUGUGCGGCAUCGGUGGUAUUCUCAGCUGCGGAACCACUCACACCUUUGUGGUACCCUUGGAUUUGGUCAAAUGUCGCCUGCAGGUCGAUCAGGCCAAAUACAAAAAUCUGUUCCAUGGCUUUAAGGUCACCGUUGCCGAGGAGGGUGCCCGCGGCCUUGCCAAGGGCUGGUUCCCCACUCUGCUGGGCUACUCUGCACAGGGUCUGUGCAAGUUUGGCUUGUACGAGCUGUUCAAAGUAAAGUAUGCCAAUCUACUGGGUGAGGAGAAUUCCUAUCUGUACCGCACCUCGCUGUAUCUGGCCGCCUCUGCAUCAGCGGAGUUCUUCGCCGAUAUUGCCCUGUCUCCGUUCGAGGCUGCCAAGGUUAAGAUUCAGACUGUGCCCGGGUUUGCCAGCACCUUCCGCGAGGCUGUGCCCAAGAUGCUGAAGGAUGAGGGCAUCAAUGCCUUCUACAAGGGUCUAGUGCCAUUGUGGAUGCGUCAAAUCCCAUACACCAUGAUGAAGUUCGCUUGCUUUGAGCGUACCGUUGAGCUGCUUUACAAGUAUGUGGUUCCCAAGCCCCGCGUUGAGUGCUCCAAGGGCGAGCAGCUGGUUGUCACCUUUGCCGCUGGCUACAUUGCAGGUGUGUUCUGUGCCAUCGUAUCGCAUCCCGCUGAUGUGGUCGUGUCCAAGCUGAACCAGACCAAGGGUGCCAGCGCUGUGAGCGUUGCCAAGUCCCUCGGCUUCAGUGGAAUGUGGAACGGCCUGACGCCUCGUAUCAUUAUGAUCGGUACCCUAACCGCUCUGCAAUGGUUCAUCUAUGAUGGAGUCAAGGUUGCUCUGGGCAUUCCCCGCCCACCACCACCAGAGAUGCCCGCUAGCCUGAAGGCCAAGCUGGAGAAGCAAUAAGUUGAAACGCCAGAGUUGAUGCGUUGGCGCGGAUUCGGGCUGAACCAGGAGCAGCAGCAUACAUUUACUGUCUUUCGAUUGUGAAACGAAGUUAUUCUUUAAGAUUACAUAUUUAGUUUCUAUAGAGCUCAAUGUUGUGUGUGUGCGAUGGACACAUGAACAUUCCAGUUACACUUCAUGCAUUUCUCUAUCUCAGCCAUUUAUCUACUCUACAAAACGAAAC